Molecule: messenger RNA, 1224 nt
Organism: Guillardia theta CCMP2712
Lineage: Eukaryota; Cryptophyceae; Pyrenomonadales; Geminigeraceae
Exons: 2
Coding region: 1-1224 (407 amino acids)
Source: RefSeq, a predicted model, not a curated record
AUGAACAAUCUACGAGGGUAUAUGAGGUCGAGUCUGCAGGCGACAAAGAAAGUCAUGCACCUGCCCAAUGUCGCGGCAAGGAAACCCAGUGAGAGGAGGGCACCGAAUGCUCCGGUGCCAAAUGCUCUCUCGCGCAUCAGCGUCUCUCAGCUACUUCCAAGACACAACAAGCAGGUCGAGGUUCCUCGAAUGACCCACGAGCCCCAGCCCUUCAUUCUUCCCCAGUACUUCCGAGAAGGAGCCCCCCUCCCCCUCACCAUCCCCAAGCACUUCACCAUGCAAGAGGAGAGCGUCAAGUUCGACCCCGAACGUCACCUCAACAUCUGCAAGGAGAUCGCCGUCUCAAGAUCGCAUGGGAGCGUCUACACCAAACCCUUCCGGUUGCUGAGCGAGGAGGGCGUGGAGGUCCUGCGGCGAAUCAUCGAGGCCAACGAGGAGCAUGCGAAGCAGAUGGUUCGCUCACCUAAGUGUCUCCGCGGCCUCGGCUAUCGCUCCCAGUUCGUGCGGGACCUGUCGACAUACAGGCCCCUCCUCGAUCUCCUUUCCUCCCUCGCAGGCGAGCCCAUCUCCCUGCAUGCUCAUGGGAUGAACAUCGGGCACACCAACUUCGGGGAGGUCGGGGGCGCAGCAGCUGAGAAGUGGCACGUGGACUCAGUCGACUACGUGCUCAUCGUCAUGCUGUCGGACCCGGUCGGCAUGCAGGGAGGAGACCUGCAGCUCUAUCUGCCGCAGGCAGCAGCUGACGCUCACUCGUCCUGGGACCAGCUCUCGGGGGGCACUGCGAGGAAGGAGGACGUCCGUAGCCUCCAGUUCCCCUCCGCAGGGUACGCGACGUUCGUGCAAGGCUCCAAGAUCUUCCAUACGGUCUCCCCUCUCCUCGCUGCUAAGGGGCCCCGCAUCACCCUCGUCAACUCCUUCACGUCCAACAAUGUCUUCAAGCCUGACUCCACGCGCUUCUCCUCCUACAAGGACACCUUCCUCGACCCCCCCGACGUCGUCGACAUCGAGUUCUCCCGCCAUCGCGCCGCCAGGGCCAUCGGGCAGCUGGAGCAUCUCCUCAACGCCUCCUGGGACACGCCAGCGGUCGAGCUUGCGUCUGUGUUGCAGCUGGCGGGACAGGAGCUGCUGAUGACGUCACGGCUACUGCGAGGGGAGGAGAAGGACAUGCUGAGCUGCAACUCAGCAGAGCAGAAGAGGAUCGGAGGAGACGUGAAGGCAGGAUGA